AUGAGUAAUGUUAAUUAUGAGAAGUUUGGCGAAUUAAUCCUCCCAAGAUGUUUAGAUGGUUUAAAUAAAGAACAACAAAAAGCAGUUAGAUCUCCUGCUCAUUCAAGAUUACAAAUUAUUGCAGGUCCAGGUACUGGUAAAACAAAAGUUUUAAUCUCACGAGUUGCUUGGUUAGUCAUUGCUGAAGAUAUACCAAUUCAUAAUAUUGUAGUUACAACAUUUACAAAAAAAGCAGCAAAAGAAAUUAUUGAUCGAUUAACUAAAAUGUUUGAAGGUACAUGUACUGAUGUUAAAGAUUUAUUAAUUGGCACUUUCCAUUCUAUAUGUUUUAGAAUUAUUAAAAGAUAUGGUUCAAAAAUGGGUAAUGGUAUUGAAAAAUUUACAAUUGCAGAUGAAAGAGAUAAAACUCAUUAUAUGGAACAAAUAUUUGAUGAAUUAACAAGUGAAGAAAAAUCAAGAUUAAUUAAUUCUACAGAUGCUGGUCAUUUAAAGAAUUAUAAAGAUAAAUAUUUAGGUUUUGAUAUUGAUAAAAUUAAAAAAAAGAUAUCUAGUUUGAAAUCAAAAGGAAUCUUACCUGAAACUUAUUCAAAUCAAAAUGAAGUAAAUGCAACAUCAUCAUUAUUAUUAUUAUAUAAAAAGUAUCAACAAAUUUUAAAUACUGCUCAAAAAUUAGAUUUUGAUGAUUGUUUAUUAACUUGUUAUGAAUUAAUCACUAAACAUCAUGUUCUUGGAUAUAUUAAACAUGUUUUAGUUGAUGAAUUUCAAGAUACUAAUGAAGUUCAAUUGCAAUUAAUGUAUCAAUUUGCAAAAGGAAAUCCUAAAUAUGGUCAUACUCAAAAUAAUGUAACUAUAGUAGGUGAUCCCGAUCAAUCAAUCUAUGCAUUUAGAGAUGCACAAUGUGGAAAUUUUGAAUCAAUGAUUCAACAUUAUAAAAAAAUGGAAUUAGAAGUUAUUAGAAUUUCAUUAAAUGAAAAUUAUAGAUCAACACAAGACAUAUUACAAUUUUCUGAAUCUGUAAUGAGACAACAAAGGAAAAGAAUAAUUAAAGAAUUAAAUUCUCAAUUUAAUGAUUCUUUUAAACCAGUUUAUAAAAAUUUGAAAAGUUCAGAAGAAGAAGCACAAUGGAUAUGUUAUCAAAUUGAACAUUUAUUAAAUUUACCAAAUCAAUUAUUUAAAUUUUCUGAUAUUUCAAUUUUAGUUAGAUGCCAAUUUCAAACAAGAGUAAUAGAAGCUGAAUUUAUGAAAAAAAAGAUACCUUAUGUUAUGAUUAGAGGAAAAGCAUUUUGGGAAAGAAAAGAAGUAUGUGCUAUAUUAGAUUACUUGAGGUUGUGUAGUGAUGAAUAUGAUAUUUUACCAGUUUUAAGAACUUUAAAUUAUCCAAAAAGAGGUAUUGGUAAAUCUACAUUAGAUCCAAUUGAAAAAUCAUUAAAAAAGAAACCAAGUAAUGUAAAAGUUACCGAUUUUUUAAAGAAAUUAGUUUAUGAACAUAAAUUAAGUAAGAAGGUUAAGAAUAAUAUAUUAGAAUAUGUUAAAAUGAUUGAAAAAGUUCAAGCUGAUUUAAAAAAAUUAGAUAAGACCAAAAUUAAUAGGGAUCAAUUGGCUAAUAUUUUUGAUUAUAUUUAUGAAACAUCAAGAUUAAAAACAGAAUUAAAAGAUGAAGAAAAACAAUUAAAUGUAGAAGAAGUUAAAAAUCAAUUACUUGAAUUUCAACCAAUAGAAGAAACAAUGGGAUCAGAUAAAAUUGAAAAAGAGGAUGAAGAAAAGGAAGAAGAAGAAGUUGUCAAAAUUGAUGAAAAUAUUUUAUUACAAUUUAUUCAUUCUUUUGCUUUAUAUGAUAUAAUUUCAGAAGAAUUGAAAACUCAACAAGAUAUAGAAUCUCAUGGUGUUGCAUUAUCUACAAUUCAUGGUUCAAAAGGUUUAGAAUGGCCGAUUGUUUUCGUACCUGGUUUAUCUGAAGGCUUACUUCCCGCAUCAUUUGCAAUGAAAUCAAUUGAAAGUUUAGAAAAAGAUGUAGACGAAGAAAGAAGAUGUUUUUAUGUAGCAACUACCAGAUCUAAGUUAUUAUUAUACAUUUCAAGUUAUAUUCAAAAUACUGAAUCAUAUUCAUAUAGAAGACAAAUUAGUCAAGUUUCAAGAUUCAUUGAUGGAUUUGAAAAAAAUGGAGUAUUUGCAGAUCAUCAAUUAUUAUUUUCAGAUAUUGAAAAAUUGAAAACUUUAUAUAAAAUGUUAGAUAAAGAAUUAGAUGAAGAUUUCAAAUUACAAAGAUUCUAUGAUCAAUAUAAAAGUUUUUGGAUUAGAUAUAAUAAUAAUGAAAAAAUAAGAUUUAAAUUCGAUAAUGAUGGAUUUUCAAGUGCUGGUUCACUUGUUAAUUCAUUUUCAACUGCAAAAAGAAAAUUAGAACAUUUAAAAGAACCUGAUACUUUUAAAAAAGCAGCAAAAAUUAAAACUAAUAAAGCUCCUCCUUAUAUUCCAAAUAGAGCUCCCCCUUCUAUCCCAAAUAGAGCUCCUCUUUAUAUCCCAAAUAGAAAAGUUAACUAA
Molecule: messenger RNA, 2538 nt
Organism: Insectozyma verbasci
Lineage: Eukaryota; Fungi; Ascomycota; Pichiomycetes; Serinales; Debaryomycetaceae
Source: the annotation of a GenBank genome assembly